AUGUACGAGAUCAGCUAUGACCCGUGCAUCAUUGGUGCCAGAGACAUGCUCGUUGGCAUCGACGCUCAACUUGGACCUGUCCGCAGCGACUCCUAUCUUGACGAAGGAAAGCGCAGGCUCAUGCGAGUCUUUGUUUUGACCACCGGGGCCUUCAUCCCAACAGCGCCGGUCGUACUCGAAUGCAGAAGUCCUUCUGGCGUUUCCGAGCAUACCACUUUCAUAAUUGCCGUAAUCCUCGCCACGAUGGUUCAAGCAAUUGCCGUCCCGGAGUUCUACAUUCCUGCCAUAUCGUCCUUGAUAUACAACAAAGUCGUGGAAAUGGAUAUGCUUGUGGUCAUCAGCAUUACAGGUCUCUUCUUCGCCGGCAGUGACCUAGAUACCAAACCUUUCUUCGAAACAAGUACACUGCUGAUCACCUUGAUCCUGCUUGGUCGACUUCUUGUGGCUCGGGCUCGCAAAAGAGCAGUGAAGGCGGUGUCGUUGAGGUCUCUGCAAGCGUCGAUAGCUAUGCUCAUCGACCAGACCAUAGGCCGAGUCAUUGAGAUUGAUGCGCAUCACUUCAAUACGGGGACAGAAUCGGUUCGAGAACAAUCUGCCGGCGACGCCAUCGGAACCGACCAUAAACUAUUGUGUCGCUGUUCUGGCCACCAGUUGUCCCUGUUGCGCUGGGAUUGGCAGUUCCGAUGGUACUCGGUGGUCGCUAGAGGGGUGGCUGCUCGUGGAGGCGUGAUCAUCAAAAAUGCAGAUAUCAUCCACCGCGGCUUCAAAGUCACCGAUAUGGUCUUUGGCAAGACAGGAAACCUCACUGAGCCGAGCCUCGAAGUUGUGCAAGAGUUGAUCUUUCCCACGGACAUAGCUGAUCAAGACGCCAUGCUCUCUAUAAUCAUGACGAUGGUGAGGAGCAACAAGCAUCCAGUGUCCAAAGCAUCUGGGCAGUCAGUGUCCAGCCUUGGAAUGACCACCAAACCAGAACAGGAGCUUGGGCCGAGAGUGACCCAAGAUUCUAGCUCUACAGAAAUAACGACUGCACCGGAAGAGAGCCCCCAGGUGUUGGAGUUGUUCCAGAAUCUCCCGAAAUGCAUGCAGGUCUACCACUAUCCCCUCAACAGGCGUAGACGUGCGAUCAUCGCUACAAUUAGAAUCAGACAUUCGCUUAUUCAACCAUCGAUCCCCGACGACUCUAGAUCAUCUAGAAGUUAG
This is a messenger RNA of Exophiala oligosperma, 1200 nucleotides long. RefSeq lists its product as uncharacterized. The record is from RefSeq and is a predicted model, not a curated record. NCBI's taxonomy places the organism in Eukaryota, Fungi, Ascomycota, Eurotiomycetes, Chaetothyriales, Herpotrichiellaceae. The transcript is spliced from 2 exons. Bases 1 to 1200 code for a protein of 399 amino acids.